AACACAUCCAGCCCAAGUCCCAAACAGAUCUGAUCUGAGAGUAUCUGACUGACUGCCUUCAGAUCUGAGUGUGGAGCUUCUCCAUCAUCAUCACCGGAUGCCUACUUCUUCCGGCCACAACCCCGACGUCUUUACUCCGUCCGCCGUGCAAUCGAAAAGCAUCCACUCCGAACUCCUCACCUAACGGCACCGGGCCCGUGCGUAUUCACGGCGGCGUCGUUCACGUUCCCGCCGCGCCAAUUCUCCCUAGUUUGUUCGGAAAUAACUAAUGGAAAAUGCUUUAAGGUUGCUCAAAGGUCGCGGCUUUCCUGGUAAGGUAUUCAUUACACCUAGGGCUGACCCGCUGGACACCUCAGGUCUGUAUUCCCCAACUAGUAGCAGGAGAAUCUCAGAUGAGACAAAGCCAAAUGAACAAGUUGAUCGAUCUUCUGAGGAAGAAGAAAGCAGAAGCAAUCCCGACCCUGGUUCAUCUGCUAACAAGAUAAAGCCAUCUACAUCAGAUUCAGAACCUAAGCAUAUAGAGAUUCCAAGGUCUCCCAUGGGCUCGAGGGCUACAGAUUCUGCUAGGUUAAUGAAGUUCACUAAGGAACUGUCUUCAACAAAUGUCGUCUUAGAAAAAUUGCGUGAAUUAGCUUGGAGUGGUGUUCCGCCUUAUCUGCGACCUUCAGUGUGGAGGCUUAUUUUGGGAUAUGCACCUCCUAAUUCAGAUAGAAGGGAGGGAGUUUUGGCAAGAAAGCGUCUUGAGUAUCUUGAUUGUGUUGCUCAGUAUUAUGACAUUCCAGACACUGAGCGCACAAAUGAAGAGAUAACCAUGCUUCGGCAGAUUGCUGUUGAUUGCCCUAGAACAGUGCCUGAUGUCACUUUCUUUCAACAAGAACAGGUCCAGAAAUCAUUGGAGCGCAUACUAUAUACGUGGGCCAUUCGACAUCCGGCGAGUGGCUAUGUGCAGGGAAUAAAUGAUUUAGCAACACCAUUUAUGGUUGUAUUCUUAUCGGAACACUUGGAGGGAAGCAUCGAAAAUUGGAAAAUGGCCGAUCUCCCUCCUGAGAAAAUAAAUAAUGUAGAAGCUGACUGUUAUUGGUGCUUAACAAAGUUACUUGAUGGCAUGCAAGAUCAUUACACAUUUGCCCAACCUGGAAUUCAACGAUUGGUCUUUAAGCUAAAGGAGUUGGUUAGACGGAUUGAUGAGCCCAUUUUAAGGCACAUGGAGGAGCAAGGUCUUGAAUUUCUACAGUUUGCCUUUCGCUGGUUCAAUUGUCUAUUAAUACGCGAGAUCCCUUUCCACCUGGUUAAUCGCCUAUGGGACACAUAUCUAGCAGAAGGCGACGCAUUACCAGAUUUCCUUGUAUAUAUAGCUGCCAGUUUCCUACUCACGUGGACAGACAAGCUUCAACAGCUUGAGUUCCAAGAUAUGGUAAUGUUCAUACAACAUCUCCCAACUCAUACCUGGAGUGAUCUGGAGCUGGAGAUGGUGCUCUCGCGUGCUUACAUGUGGCAUGCAAUGUUCAGUAGCUCACCCAGCCACUUAGUUAGCUAAUCAGCUCGUCUUCAACAACGGCCCGGUUCCUAGUACUUCCACUGCGAUUGAAGUAUGACCGCAUAACCACGCCCUGCGAAAAAGGUUUGGAGUGACAAAAUCUUUUUCCUAUUCGGUGUUACUUUUGCUUGUUCCUUGUUUGUUGAAUUGAAUAUACGUAAACACGAGGCCUGUUAUUUUCUUUGAACAAAACCAGCGUGUCUUGUAUUUAUUUAUUUGUUUGUUUGGGUUUUCACACUUCUCGAUCAACGGUUGUUUGUUUAACAUCUGUAAUCCUCAAUCGUUUGAUAAUUGCUCUGGUAGAGUCGGAGUUGUAUUUGAGGACCACAAUGGGAAAACAAGUCUUUAGUUAAUAUUUUUUUCACUUUGCCUAGACCAGUAAAAUGUUAAAGUCGCU
This is a messenger RNA of Cuscuta campestris, 1934 nucleotides long. Lineage: Eukaryota; Viridiplantae; Streptophyta; Magnoliopsida; Solanales; Convolvulaceae. The record is from the annotation of a GenBank genome assembly.